UUCGGCAGUGCAUAGAACCACUGUGUGUGUCACAUAAUCCUCUUCUUCGUCGUUUCGGUGAACGUGAAAUCGAGUAAUUUACAUCUAUCCAACUUGGCCAAUUUGUCAUUCUACACGCCAUUUUGAUCUCGCGUAUUCGGUUAUUUCUUACGAAUCUAAGAAGACACUAUGAAGAUCCUUGUGCUGUUACUCUGUCUAACGGUGAUGUCGUAUGCACAAUACAACAGAUAUCCAUACAACCCCGAGUACUACGGCAGACAUAUCGCCAUAUUGCGACAAUCGAAAGACACAGCACCAGACGGAUCUUAUUCCUACAGCUAUGACACCGAAAAUGGAAUCUCGGUAGCGGAACAAGGACGUCCAAAGAACAUUGGUCCAGCUCAGAUCGAGGAGGUCAGAGGUCAAUAUAGUUACACGGCACCAGACGGUACACCGAUAUUGGUCACUUACAUCGCAGACGAGAACGGUUUCCAAGCGAGCGGUGCUCACCUACCUACACCACCGCCCAUUCCACCUGCCAUCCAACGAGCCCUCAGCUACAACGCGGCUCAUCCCGAGGAGGAGGAGCCUUACAGAAGAUAUUAGACACGACUCUACGUUUUUCGACCUCUCUUUUAUCUUUGUCUUUCUCUUUUCCUCUCUCUCUCCCUCUCUCUCUCCCUCUCUCUCUAUCUAUCUCUCUCUUUUUUUUCUUUCUCUCUCUCUCUCUCUCUUUUCAUCAUAUUAUUCUUAUCGUUCUUUACGAGUAUCACGAAUGUCAGGACGAUUCGUUCGUGAUCGACAACGAAGAUGAUCGUCUAAUUCUUUUUUUCUUCUUCUUGUUCUUCUUUAAGGAUAUAUCACUUUUCGAACUAGCUAGCUUCCCAGGACACUAACUAUACAGCCAGAAGGAACUGCCCAUAACAUCUCAAACAUGUAACUGUCCUUUUUAUUCGAUCCUCCACGUUCAUAGAUAAAGAUGAACAUUGAAGAAAUCAAACGAGGAGGAUCGAAGAGAUUCGCCUUUAUUUAAAAGUUUUAAAUUAUGCUCCUUCUUGCUCUUCUCUCUCUUUCUCUUUCUCUCUUUCUUUUCUCUCUUCUUUCUUUCCCUCUUACACUCUUUAUUUUUAUAUACGUAGUAUGUAUACUUACUCGUCAGUUCGUUUCGUGUGAAAAGUCAAGUGGGAAAUCUCGAUUAGAGACAAAGUCACAUCGAGAAGUAUUUCGACAAUGAUCUGAUGGAACCAAAGAUUUCUUUGGAUAGAUAAAGGACAAUGUUAUCUUAACGUCACAUCGUGAUGUUAAAAAGAAAGGAAAUUGUCUUUAAGUGAUCGGUCUAGCGUGAAAAAGUUUAAUGUAAUUUUCUUCAAUGAAAUAAUCGAUGCUGACGAAAUCCAAAUAGCGAGAAAAUAAAAGAGAAAAAGAGAGAGAAAGAGUAUGCCGGAUACGAUACGAAGUGGAGACCACUUACGAUUAGAGAAGAGCUGCUUCAGAUUUAUCUAGACGAUAAAACGUCGAAUUAACGUGCGCUAUUAUUGUUCUUUUAAUAGAAUGUAACCGCUUGUGUCUUUAGACGAAGGUAAAUACAUGCAAUC
Vespula vulgaris is the source of this 1574-nucleotide messenger RNA. RefSeq names its product endocuticle structural glycoprotein SgAbd-1-like. Gene Ontology annotation, cellular component: chitin-based extracellular matrix. The coding region runs from base 169 to 585 and encodes 138 amino acids. Lineage: Eukaryota; Metazoa; Arthropoda; Insecta; Hymenoptera; Vespidae. The transcript has 3 exons. The record is from RefSeq and is a predicted model, not a curated record. Gene Ontology annotation, molecular function: structural constituent of chitin-based larval cuticle.